AUGGUUGCACUUGCAGCAAUAGCAAGAAGCUUCCAUUUUCAGAAACAUUCUUUAAUCAAUGUCAAUUCCGUUGGUAAAUCUUCAACAGCAGGACACUACUGGCUCAGGCCUGCUGCUGCAGGAACAGGACUUGCACCACGUUAUAAGCAAAUUUGUGCAGCAACACAACAGCGACCGACGUGGCUCCCUGGACUUGACCCUCCAACUUAUCUUGAUGGAACUUUGGCUGGAGAUUUUGGGUUUGACCCACUUGGGCUCGGAGAGGAUCCUGAAAGCUUAAAGUGGUUUGUGCAAGCAGAAUUGGUUCAUUCUCGGUUUGCAAUGCUCGGGGUCUUGGGAAUUCUAUUCACAGAUCUACUUCGUGUCGCAGGAGUUAGUACCAUACCAGUUUGGUUUGAAGCUGGUGCAGUAAAAUAUGAGUUUGCAAACACAGGGACGCUCGUCGCUGUUCAACUACUUUUGAUGGGGUAUGCUGAAACAAGAAGGUACAUGGAUUUUGUAAGUCCUGGAUCUCAAGCUAAAGAGGGUUCCUUCUUUGGAUUGGAAGCUUCACUGGAAGGCUUAGAGCCAGGGUACCCUGGGGGUCCUCUGCUAAACCCUCUUGGUCUAGCUAAAGACAGUAAAAAUGCUCAUGGCUGGAAGCUUAAAGAGAUCAAGAAUGGACGCCUUGCAAUGGUGGCAAUACUUGGCAUCUUUGUACAAGCUUCAGUGACUCAUGUUGGACCAAUUGAUAACCUCGUGGAGCAUCUCUCCAAUCCAUGGCAUAAAACUAUUGUUCAGACCCUUGCAAGUUCUAGUUCUUAG
Molecule: messenger RNA, 804 nt
Organism: Lathyrus sativus (Indian pea)
Lineage: Eukaryota; Viridiplantae; Streptophyta; Magnoliopsida; Fabales; Fabaceae
Source: the annotation of a GenBank genome assembly